Onychostoma macrolepis is the source of this 1955-nucleotide messenger RNA. RefSeq names its product gastrula zinc finger protein XlCGF26.1-like. The transcript is spliced from 2 exons. NCBI's taxonomy places the organism in Eukaryota, Metazoa, Chordata, Actinopteri, Cypriniformes, Cyprinidae. Bases 17 to 1375 code for a protein of 452 amino acids. The record is from RefSeq and is a predicted model, not a curated record.
AUCUGCUGCUGUGAAGAUGGUGUUUGUUAAAGAAGAGAAUGAACCAGAAACCUGGAGAAUAAAACACGAGGAACCAGAAACCUGGAAAAUAAAACAGGAGGAACAAGAAACCUGGAGAAUAAAACACGAGGAACCAGAAACCUGGAAAAUAAAACAGGAGGAACAAGAAACCUGGAGAAUAAAACAGGAGGAGCAAGAAACCUGGAGAAUAAAACGGGAGGAACAAGGAGGCCUGAUGAAAGUGAAAGAAGAAAGACAAGAUCUGAAUGAGGCGGAGGAGAAACAUAAGGAUCAGAAAGAUCAGGAUGUCAAUGGAGAAAAAUCAGCGAGUUGCAGCAUUCAAAUAACAGACGUCAAAAGGCCUUUCAGCUGCUCUCAGUGUGGAAAGUCAUUCACACGUAAAACAAACCUUGAGAAGCACAUGUUAUUUCAUGCUGGAAUAAGGCCUUUCAGCUGCUCUCAGUGUGGAAACACUUUCAAACAGAAAGAACACCUUCGGAAACACAUGAGAAUUCAUACUGGGGAAAAGCAUUUCAGCUGUUGUCAAUGUGGAAAUACUUUCAUGUGUAACAAAAGCCUUAAGGAUCACAUAUUAAUUCAUGCUGGGAUAAAGCCUUUUACCUGCUCUCAGUGUGGAAAGAGUUUUACACAGAAAGGACAACUUAAGAAUCAUUUGCAAACUCACACUUCAGAAAAGCCUUUCAGCUGCUCUCAGUGUGGAAAGUCUUUCACACGUAAAGCAAGCCUUGAGAAUCACAUGUUAAUUCAUACUGGAGUAAAGCCUUACAGCUGCUCUGAGUGUGGAAAAAGUUUCACCCAGAAAGUACACCUUGAGAAUCAUUUGGUAACUCACUCUUCAGAAAAGCCUUUCAUCUGCUCUCAGUGUGGAAAUGCUUUCACACGUAAAACAAACCUUAAGAAGCACAUGUUAAUUCAUACUGGGAUAAAGCCUUUCACCUGCUCUCAGUGUGGAAAGAGUUUCACAUGUAAAGGAAUCCUAAGGAAUCACAUGUUAAUUCAUACUGAAAUAAAACCUUUCAGCUGCUCUCAGUGCGGAAACACUUUUAAACAUAAAGGAAGCCUUACGAAACACAUGAGAAUUCAUAGUGGGGAAAAGCCUUUCAACUGUUCUCAGUGUGGAAACACUUUCACAUGUAACAAAAACCUUAAGAAUCACAUGUUAAUUCACGCUGGAAUAAAGCCUUUCAGCUGUUCUCAGUGUGGAAAGUGUUUUAGAGAGAAAGUACACCUUGAGAAUCAUUUAGUAACUCACUCUUCAGAAAAGCCGUUCAGCUGCUCUCAGUGUGGAAAGUCUUUCACACGUAAAGCAAGCCUUGAGAAGCACAUGUUAAUUCAUACUGGGAUUAAGCCUUAGCUGUGCUUUCAGUGUGGAAAACUUUUACACUGAAAGGACACCUUAAGGUCCACGCUGCCAACACACAUUUAUGCUCAAACAACAUGUAAAAGUAAAUUUUCAUCUGAUGACUGAAACUUGUGUGCUGUGUAGGGGUAGAUAUUGUUAAUGUUUUGAAGGUAUUACUGCUCUUCCUGAUACUGCUGAUCCAUCUGGUAUUUUAAGUGUUCUUAUUGGUUAUUUUUGUUAUUUAAAAAGAAAAAACAAAACAGACAUUUUAAAGAAAUUAAAAACAAAUUCAGAACAUUGCUGCCAUUUUAAAUUUUAUCAGUCCCUUUGGCCCAAUUUCUUUUUCUCAAAACUAAUAAACUGUGAAAUAUGUUAAGCUGUGAACAAUUAGUUUCUUGUUCACACCAAAUUUGAAUUUCUUAUUAAUAUAAGCAAACUGCAGGUGUUUUAGCACAUGUGCAAAAGGGUAAGUAUUGUCUACAGUUUGCACAAUAACUAAAUGAACAUGGCUUUCUGAUUCUCAGACGAAUUAUAUACAGUGGAUACGGAAAGUAUUCAGACCCCCUUACAUUUUUUUCACUCUGUUAUAUUG